Messenger RNA from Gopherus evgoodei (Goodes thornscrub tortoise), 2074 nucleotides. It is a transcript of the gene RTN2, whose product is annotated as reticulon 2. The transcript is spliced from 10 exons. The record is from RefSeq and is a predicted model, not a curated record. The coding region runs from base 48 to 1433 and encodes 461 amino acids. Lineage: Eukaryota; Metazoa; Chordata; Testudines; Testudinidae.
GCGCCGCCGCAGCGCACCGCGAGCCCCAUGAAGGGAACUGCGGGGCGAUGGGGCAGGUCCUGGGGUUCGCCCACUGCAAAGAAUCUCCUUCUACUGUCUCCACCACACCCGACUCCACAGAUGGCGGUAAUGAUGAGUCGGAUUUCCCGGAGCUGCAGACGGCGCGCGAGUUCUCCGAGGAUGAGGAGGAGGAGACGUCCCAGGACUGGGGGACCCCGAGGGAGCUGACCUUCUCCUACAUCACCUUCGCGGGUGGCCCUGACGCCAUCCCUCCCAGCGAGCCCGGCCCCCGGGGGCGGCGGGACUCCCUGGCCCGCCGGGUGAGGGGCCCUCUGCCCCGCCCUGAGACCUGCGAGACCUUGGUGCCCAUGCUGGAUGACAGCCUGGAGAACAUCCCCAGCCUGUGCCAGUCGCCCGAGGGCGAGCAGGGGUUGCCGGCCGGGCAGUGCCAGGGGCUGGAACCCUUCUCGGCCUGGGAUGCCCCGCUGAGCUACGCGGAUGAGCCCAGCUCCCUGGGGUGGGAGGAACCACAAAUCAUGCCAGGCGGGGGCUGGCAUGGCCUCCCCCCUUUUGGGGCAGCAGAGCAGCCGGGAGCCCUCACCACACACUCAGAGGAUGCUCCGGAAAUGCUGCCAGGGGACUGCCCGCGACCCAAGGCCCUAAUGCCGUGUCCGGCAGGGGGCACCCCUGGGCUCGCUUACGCCGAGGGCAGCCAGCACCCACCGCAGACCUCAGCUCCCCCCAGCCCAAGGGAGGAGGAGCUGGAGCCACAGCUGGAGGGGGAGCAGGCAGAUACGGAACCAAUCACAGAACAGCAGCUGGAUGGGCUGGACCAAUCUGGGAACACUCUGGGAGUAUACAUCAUAGUGGCGGACCUGGUGUACUGGCGGGACACCCGCACCUCGGCGCUCGUCUUCACCGGCGUCAUGGUGACUCUGCUGAGCCUGCUGCACUUCAGCAUCGUCAGCGUGGGCUCCUACGGCGCCCUGGCCGUGCUGGGCAUCACCAUCACCCUGCGGCUGGGCCGCAAGGGGCUGCAGGCCCUGCGCCGCUCCGACGGCGCCAACCCCUUCCAGACUCAGCUGGACACAGAUUUGCCGCUGUCCCAGGAGCAGCUGGAGCGCCUUGCCACGCGGCUCAGCCAGGACGUCCUGGCGGCCGCCCACACCCUGCGCCGCCUCUUCCUGGUGGAGGAUCUGGUGGACUCGAUCAAGUUCGCCUUCCUGUUCUACAUCCUCACUUACGUGGGCGCCGUGUUCAACGGGCUGACGCUGCUCAUCCUGGGUGUGAUAAGUGCAUUUACUUUCCCCCUGCUCUACCGGCAGCACCAGGCACAGAUCGACCAGUACGUGGGGUUGGUGAGGAACCAGCUGAGUAACCUCAGAGCCAAGAUUCAGGCCAAGCUCCCAAGUGCCAAAGCGAAGCCAGAAUGAGCGACUGCCCUGGCCCGAUUCACAGCAACAAUGCCCCUGCCCCCCCCACCUGCCCCCCUCACCCCAGAACCACCCCCGCUGGUGACACCCCUCCACCCCAGGGAAAGGGGCCGGGGCCCCUCUCCUGGUCAGGAACCCGCCUACAGCUCAGCCUCUGCGCUGCUCCCCUGGCCCUGCGUGUUGUGGGGCUGGGGCAGGAGGCAGCUCCCUGCACAUUCAGGGCUCCGGGGGUUGGGGGUGACUGAGAAGGGCCCCCGUGAUUUGGCCACCACCCUGCCAUAACAAGAGGCCCCUGCAUGCCACCCUCCUGCUGGGCCCUGCCUGCUUCCUGCCUCCAAGCCGCAGUCCCAGUGUGAGCCCGGCAGGGCCUGGCCCUGUGGGGUGGGGAAGGGGCAGGCCCCUGGCUCCUCAGGGCUGGAGGGGUCUGGUUUCCCAGGGGGCUCAGACCCAAGUGAAUUCAGGGUCUGUGAUUGGCUGGGAGGCCAGGGGCUGGCAGCCUGUUGUGUCCAAGCCCCCCUGCUGUUUUUACUCUGGAGCCCCCUUCUUGGACUUGGUCUGGGGCCACCCCCUGGCACUGUGGGGCAGGUGCCGUCCAGGUGCCCGCAAAGCUCCACUCAGAUUUACACUUUAAUAAAAGCACU